Messenger RNA from Sesamum indicum (sesame), 1994 nucleotides. RefSeq names its product sugar transport protein 7. Lineage: Eukaryota; Viridiplantae; Streptophyta; Magnoliopsida; Lamiales; Pedaliaceae. Gene Ontology annotation, cellular component: membrane. The record is from RefSeq and is a predicted model, not a curated record. Gene Ontology annotation, molecular function: monosaccharide transmembrane transporter activity. Gene Ontology annotation, biological process: monosaccharide transmembrane transport.
UAGCAAUAAUAGGUUUGGGCCAAGAAUGGUGGUUGGCAUUUGCCUAUUCACUUUCUUGUCUUCUAACAACUCACAGCUCUUGCACCUUUGAUUAGGAAACUCUGAUAAUAAAGUGUGAAACAUUCUCUCUCUCUUUCUCUCUCUGCACUGUGUGUACUGUGUGUUUGUGAGAAGUGGAAAAAAUGGCAGGAGGGCCUCUUGCUCCUGGCUAUGUAGCCAAAGAAAGAGCUGAGCAGUACCAAGGAAGAGUCACACCUUAUGUUAUAAUCACAUGUAUAGUUGCUGCUGUUGGAGGAUCACUCUUUGGCUAUGAUGUUGGAAUUUCAGGAGGGGUGACGUCGAUGGACGAAUUCCUCAGCAAGUUCUUCCACACGGUUUAUGUGGACAAGGGCCGAGAGCAAGAGAACAACUACUGCAAGUACAACAAUCAAGGCCUUGCAGCAUUCACCUCGUCGUUGUAUCUAGCCGGUUUGGCAGCUUCUCUGGUGGCAUCCCCUGUCACGAGGAAACACGGCCGUCGUGCAAGCAUAAUCUGUGGCGGGAUGAGUUUUCUAAUCGGGGCUGCUCUCAACGCCUCUGCUGCCAACCUUGGUAUGCUUUUAUUAGGACGUAUCAUGCUUGGCGUUGGCAUUGGCUUUGGGAAUCAGGCAGUUCCGUUGUACCUGUCAGAAAUGGCACCGGCGAAGCUGAGAGGAGGGCUUAACAUGUUGUUCCAAUUAGCAACAACACUAGGAAUCUUCACAGCAAACAUGAUCAACUCUGGAACAGAUAGAAUCCAUCCUUGGGGAUGGAGGCUCUCUCUUGGCCUAGCUGCAGCUCCUGCUUUCCUUAUGACUAUUGGAGGUGUGCUCCUUCCAGAGACGCCAAAUAGCCUAAUAGAACGCGGGCUGGAACGACAAGGCAGAGAAGUGCUGGAAAAUAUCAGGGGGACUAAAAACGUCGAUGCAGAGUUUGAAGACAUAGUCGACGCGAGUAAGCAGGCAAACGAAAUCCAGCAUCCAUUUCGCAACAUUCUGAGGAGGCGGAGACGGCCUGAGCUCGUCAUGGCGAUCUUCAUGCCGAUGUUCCAAAUCUUGACGGGCAUAAACUCUAUAUUGUUUUAUGCGCCGGUACUUUUUCAGAGUAUGGGGUUUAAGGGGAACGCUUCUUUGUACUCGUCUGCUUUGACUGGAGCCGUGCUUGCUACAUCAACACUAGUGUCGAUGGCCGCGGUUGAUAGAUGGGGUCGACGAGUUUUGCUCAUUAGUGGAGGCAUUCAAAUGAUUGUGUGCCAGAUCAUUGCUGCAGCAAUCUUGGGCUUGAAAUUUGGCAACAACAAAGAGCUGUCGAGGGAGUAUUCGAUCAUCGUUGUAACGACGAUCUGUCUAUUCGUGGCAGCGUUCGGAUGGUCAUGGGGACCCCUCGGCUGGACAGUGCCGAGUGAAGUCUUCCCGCUUGAAACUCGUUCUGCAGGCCAAAGCAUAACGGUGGCUGUGAAUCUGCUCUUCACUUUCAUCAUUGCUCAGUCCUUCCUCUCGAUGCUGUGUGCUUUAAAGUUCGGGAUCUUCCUUUUCUUCGCCGGCUGGAUUGCCGUCAUGACUGUCUUCGUGUACGUCUUCUUGCCGGAGACGAAGGGCGUCCCUCUAGAGGAGAUGGUGCUCCUGUGGCGGAAGCAUUGGUUCUGGAAGAGAAUUGUGCGUGAGUAUGAAGAAGCAGACGCUGAUGAAACUAGGGAAUGCAUUUGAAAUUCCUACACAUGUGUGUGUUGUUUCAGGACAACCUUGAUAGCACCUGAUUUUAAGGAAAUAAUAUGCCAUGGUAAUGUAGGACUAAACCAGAAAAAUGUAAUUUUGGUCCUGUAAUUACAGUGGGUAGUAAUAUUUAUCUUUUUUAAUUUCAAAUUUGGAAUUGAGGACUGUAAUUAAGAAAAAAAUCAACGUAGUUAGUUUAGAUGUCGCUGGAAAAUGCUAAAUUCGUCGGGAAUUAAAACAUGCUUGGCACGUGACCCUUUGAUU